UGGUUUGUGCAUGGCCCCGGAGCUGGAUCCUCCGCGGCCUGGAGCUAACAGUGGGACCUGCCCCAACUGGGUUCCCUCUCCUCCUUGUCUGCGUGGCCCUCACGACCAGGAGUGAACUCCCAGUUGGUCCAGCAUGAACUGGAAGGUGCUUGAACACUUCCCCCUGCUGCUGUGUAUCUUGGCGGCGAAAACACUAAUCCUCUCCCUGGCGUUUGCCGGAGUCAAAGUCUACCAGAGGAAACGACUGGAAGCAGAGCAGCAAAAGCUGGAAGCUGAGAAGAGGAAGCAGGUGGAGAAGAAGGAGAGCUAAAGGGGAGUGAAAGAUUUCAUGGUGUAAAUGUCAGCUCGAGUGGACUCCAGCUGAGAAGAAAGUCUUAAUUAUUGAACGAUAUGUCAGAAGACAAACUCGAAGCCUCUAGCCUAACUGAAAAUGAUGUGAAUUUUUAUAUGCUUUUAGAAG
Molecule: messenger RNA, 460 nt
Organism: Cervus elaphus (red deer)
Lineage: Eukaryota; Metazoa; Chordata; Mammalia; Artiodactyla; Cervidae
Product: small integral membrane protein 11A-like
Exons: 2
Coding region: 134-310 (58 amino acids)
Source: RefSeq, a predicted model, not a curated record